CUGCAUCCAAGAAGAUCAGGUCUCGCAACUCUAAAAACACUCACACGAGGGAGGCAUCAAAGACCACGCCUCCGCCUUCUUCUUCUUCUUUCUCGUAAUCUCUUCUCUCUCUACCACUUUCGCCGACUCAAUCCACGGCUGCGGCGGCUUCGUCGAGGCUAGUUCUUCUCUGAUCAAGGCCAGGAAGCCGACCGAUGCUAAAUUGGAUUAUUCUCAGAUCACGGUUGAGCUUCGGACAGUUGAUGGGUUGUUGAAGGAUAGCACUCAAUGUGCUCCCAAUGGUUACUACUUCAUUACCGUAUAUGACAAGAUCAAGUCCUGAUAUGCCUGUAGUAUUGUUGAUCUUGCUGAUCGUCAAACUCCCCCCUAAUAGUCAAACUCCUAUUCUGUAUUAUCCUCACCAACCCAUUGACUUAAUCCAUCGGGGAAACUUCCUCAUCAAUAAGUGUGAAGUGUCUUGGUGGCUAUUAAGAAUCUUCCCGCUAACUCGUCAACUGUAAGUUUCAUCAAAGCUGAUAGUCAAACUCCUCUCAAAUUCUGUACCUCAACAUCCCAUUCACUUACAAGGAAACUUCCUCGUCAGUAAGUGUGGAAUUCCUGGUGGCUAAUGGGAACCUUCCUCUUCAUAUAUAUGUCCCUCUCAGAAACUGCAUAUAAUUGUCCUCGGCCUUGCAUAUUCGUGCCCUACAUUCAGUCAUUGCAAGAACCAAGAAGCAGAGAGUUUCUCUAGAUGGAUGCUUUCCGAGAUUCUUAUUCGUCCUCUUACCGGUGUUCCUAUCAUGCCUUCUUGAGUUUCAGAGGCCAGGACACGCGCAAGGGCUUUACUGAUCACCUCUAUAGAGCCUUGGAGCAAGCAGGAAUCCACACGUUUAGAGACGAUGAUGAAAUCAAGAGAGGGGAGAAGAUUGAGUCGGUGUUAGAGAAGGCGAUACAGGAGUCACAAGUAUCGAUAAUUGUCUUCUCCAAGGACUAUGCUUCCUCAAGGUGGUGUUUGAACGAACUUUUGAAGAUCGUGGAACGUAGAAAUGCUGAUCGUAGACAUGUGGUUCUACCAAUUUUCUAUGAUGUGGAUCCAUCCGAUGUCAGGAAGCAGAGUGGUUCUUUUGCUGAAGCAUUUGCCAGACAUGAGAAGCGAUUCAGUACGGAGGAGAUGGACAAGGUGGAGCUGUGGAGAAGAGCUCUUAGAGAUGUUGCGUCUUUGGGAGGAAUGGUUUUAGGAGAUCGGUAUGAGGGGCAGUUCAUCCAAGAUAUUGUUGAAGAGAUUAGAAAUAAACUGGAUCACGCAGCUUUAGACGUCGCUCCCUUUUCAGUUGGAAUGGAUUAUCGUGUGAGACGCCUAAACAUGUGGUUACAAGAUGGAUCAAAUGAUGUUGGUGUAGCUGUCAUCUGUGGGAUGGGUGGAAUUGGCAAGAGCACUAUCGCGAAGGCCGCUUAUAACCGUAACUUUGGUAGAUUUCAAGGUAGCAGCUUUCUUGCAGAUAUACGAGAAUCUUCAGAACAACCUAAUGGUUUUGCUCGCUUGCAAAGAAAACUUCUUUCAGGUAUCCAAAAGGGGAAAGCAAAGAAAGUAUACGAUAUGGACGAAGGAACAAGCAGGAUCAAACAAGCCGUAGGCUAUAAAAAAGUUCUUAUUGUUCUUGAUGAUGUGAGCAACCGGGAUCAACUCAAAGCAAUUCUUGGAAUGCGAGAAUGGCUUCAUCCAGGAAGUAAAAUUAUCAUAACAACUAGACAUGAUCAUUUGUUAAAAGCCCAUGAAGUUUUUGAAAAGUUUAUGGUUCAAGAACUCGAUGAGGAUGAAUCACUUGAGCUUUUCAGUUGGCAUGCCUUCAGACAAUCCCAUCCAGAAGAAGGUUACAUGGAGCUUUCAAGACAUGUGGUACAGCACUGUGGAGGGCUUCCAUUAGCUCUUGAAGUUCUGGGAUCUUCUCUAUCCGGAAAAAGUGUAGAAGUAUGGCAAAGUGCAUUGCAGAAGUUUGACGUGAUCCCUAAUGACAAAAUUCAGAAAGUUCUGAGGAUAAGUUUUGAUUCUUUACAAGAUGAUCAUGACAAAAAUUUAUUCCUUCACAUAGCCAGUUUCUUCACAGGAAAGAAGAUGGAUUAUACGAGUACAAUGUUGGACAGCUUAGAGUUUCACACAAGGAUUGGGAUUGAAAAUCUAGUUGACAGAUGCCUAGUGAAAAUUCAAUGGCCGAACAGGUUGGCCAUGCAUCAAUUGGUGAGAAACAUGGCAAUGGAAAUUAUUCGUGAAGAAUCACCUGAUGACCCCGGAAAACGUAGUAGAGUGUUGCAGAAAGAUGCCUCUAAUAUUUUGAGAAAAUUAAGUCAGGGUACGGAAAAUGUUAAGGGCCUCAUGCUCAACCUUGCUUGCAAAAGAACGUUAGUUGUAAGUGAUAAACAACGCUGCCAUGUUGAAGAUUAUGAUGAAAAUUCUUCAAGACGAAGUGGGCUUGGUUUCUUCUCUUGGAAACCAAUUAGCUUUUCAUCCACAAACUCAGCUUCUGCAUCAAAUGAGAUAGAUUUCAAACCUGAGGCGUUUAGAAGGAUGCACAAUCUUGAACUUCUCAUGCUCAACAACGUCAACAUCAGGGGAAGCUACGAAGAAUUUCCAAAAAGUUUAAUAUGUUUAUCUUGGAGAGGAUUCCACUUAAAAUCAGUACCAGAAAAUUUUUGUUUGGAAAACCUGGUUGUUCUUGACAUGCGAAAUAGUAGCCUACAACAUGUUUGGAAUGGGAUCAGGUUUCUUCCGAGGCUGAGAAUUCUUAAUCUCAGUCAUUCGCAUGGCCUUAGGACAACCCCCGACUUCUCAGGACUCCCUAACCUUGAGAGAUUGAUUCUUAAACAUUGCAUAAAUUUGGUUGAGGUUGAUGAGUCCAUCGGAUACCUAGAGAAACUUGUUGUUUUGAAUCUAGAAGGCUGCAAAAAUCUCAUGAAGCUUCCAAAAUUGAGAUCUAUUCGGGAUCUUAUUCUUUCUGGUUGCUCAAAGCUUGUGCUUGGUGCCAAUACGACUGCCACAACUGAUCACUUACAAUCUACAGCUUGUGAAAUGAAGAAACUCAUUCUGUUAUCACCUAAACCAUGGUAUUCAAUCUGGUCAAUCUGGUCGUGGGUGUCGCCGAGAAAAAAUAUUGAAUCAAGCAGUUUCUCAUUGGCAAGUUUACCACAUUCCUUAACAAGUUUACGUCUGGAUCGCUGCAAUCUAUCAGAGAUUCCGAGUGCCCUUACUAUGCUGCCUUCGUUAGAGUACUUGGAUCUGAAUAACAAUCCAAUUACAAGCCUACCAGAGAGCAUGAACAAUCUUGUUAAGCUUCGCACUCUUGCAGUAGAAGGUUGCAGAAACCUCACAAUGCUUCCAGAGCUCCCACAUAGUUUGAAACAAUUGAAUGGUAGAGGUUGCACAUCAUUGAAAAGAAUAACAAAUUUACCGAACUUGGACAUAUCACCGGCCCCCGAUCCCUACUCUUGCGACAUAUUAUCGGACUUUGAUUUAGAGGAUUACAACAUAUUAUUGGACUCAAAUUUAUGGUAUUGUGGGAAACUAGUUGAUGUUGCACGCUUGUUCAAUACACUACCAUUUAGCAGCUUUGACAUAAAACUCCUCAAAGAUAUCGAUCUAUUCGAUUUGAAACCCAACGGUGGCGUUGAGUUCCAAGGGAACAACUAUUGUGCAAGAAGGCGCUCCAAGGGAACUUUUGAAUGCUGCAUAUUUAGCAUUUUUGUCCACGAGAGCAAGAUUCCAGAUCGGUUCAAUUACAGGAGCUUGCGUAACACUGUUUUCCCUUUUAUUGUUCCUUCACAGCCUAAUAUCAAGAUCGUAGGUUUAAAUGCAUGUAUAUUGUAUGCCCGGCAAUCGGAUCGAAGCCCUGAGAUUGCACGCGGCUUUCCUUCUUUCCAUUCGCUUGAACUUAGGAAUGAGACAAAGGGCCUUAAGUGGAAAUUAAGAAUGCGGACACAGGUUGAAUGGGAAGUGAUGAACGAUGAUAUGUUAUGGCUAAGCCAUUGGAUUAUGGGGAACAAUGAAUUGGAAUGCGGGGAAGAAGCGUGUUUUGAAAUCAAAGAGCAAGACGGUUUCCUCGCAAUGGAGAUUGGAGUCCAGUUUGUGUACGAGCAGCAAAAUAAGGAUAAGGAGGAUGUCCCAUCAAGUAGUGAAGAUGCAAUGAGCAGACCGCAUUGGUUAAUUGGAGCGGACCACGUUGGGUCAUUGGAGGAAUAUACCGAUCUUGGGGAUGAGUACGAGAAGGAAUCUAUUUCAACUGUCGUCUGCAAGGCUAGUUGCCAUCUCAUUAACAAUGAAGUGAUCGAUCUUGAGAAUGACUCCCGCAUGACCCCAUAGCAACGAGUGCUCUAAACUAUUACCCAGUUUAAUUCAAACUGGUGUUGGGGAUGCACAAAUCACUAGAUUCAAAUGUGUACUGGUUGUUAAGCUUUGUUUCCAUCUAUUUUCAAAUUUUCCCAAAAAAAUUGCAGCCCUGAGAUUGCAGAUUCCCGGCCUCAUUAAAUGCAUGACCUCAUUAAAUGCAUGUAUAUUGUUUGACCGGCAAUCGGAUCGAAGCCCUGAGAUUGCAGAUUCCCGGCCUGUCCAGUUGCUUGAACUUAGGAAUGAGACAAAGGGCCUUAAGUGGAACUUCAGAAUGGCGAAUAAGGUUGAAUGGAAAGUGAUGAACGAAGAUAUGUUAUGGCUAAGCCAUUGGAUUAUGGGGAACAAUGAAUUGGAAUGCGGGGAAGAAGUGUGUCUCGAAAUAAUCAGAAAGCAAGACGGUUUCGUCACAAAGGAGAUUGGAGUCCAGUUUGUGUACGAGCAGCAAAAUAAGGAUUAGGAGGAUGUCCCAUCAAGUAGUGAAGAUGCAUUGAUCUCACGUGACAGAUUGUUUAAUAUCAUGGGAGCGGACUUAUUAGGCUUUACGAAAUGGAUCCGUAACUGCGAGAAUGAAUCUAUGUCAACUGUCGUCUGCAAUGUUUGUUACCAUCUCUGUAACCAUGAAGUGAUCGAUCUUGAGAAUGACUCCCGCAUGACCCCGUAGUAACGAGUGCUUUAAACUAUUACCCAGUUUAAUUCAAACUGAUGUUGGUGAUGCACAAAUCACUAGAUUCAAAUGUGUAUUGGUUGUUAAGCUUCGUUUCUAUCUAUUUUCAAUUUUUCCCUAAAAAAUUGUUUUCAAUAAUUUAAUAUACAAAAUUUCAUG
Pyrus x bretschneideri (Chinese white pear) is the source of this 5180-nucleotide messenger RNA. Its product is annotated as disease resistance protein RPV1-like. Gene Ontology annotation, molecular function: protein binding; ADP binding. Bases 731 to 4330 code for a protein of 1199 amino acids. The transcript has 10 exons. Gene Ontology annotation, biological process: defense response; signal transduction. Lineage: Eukaryota; Viridiplantae; Streptophyta; Magnoliopsida; Rosales; Rosaceae. The record is from RefSeq and is a predicted model, not a curated record.